UUACACAAACACAAUAUCCCACCACUUAACUCCUCUGUUCCGCCUUCGCUACCACCACUCUCACUCUACCCAGUGAUGGCUGCUUAUGGAGCUGCCGUUUCUCUCAAGAACACAAUUCAGAGUCUUCUAGAAUCGUCUCGCAUCUUGCUGGUUCCUCCCUCUCCACAGAUCUUACGAUCCGCCUACGAUGCUAUGUCUUGUUUGCUGAAAGUUCUGAGCAAAUUGGACAGCACGGGCUACAGCAAGAUCAGGACGAAGGUGAACGCUUUGGAUGACCGAAUCAAAGAGGUCGUAUGGGAAUUCGAAGAUUUACUCGAAUCCCAAUACGCUGAUCAGAUCCUUCAACAGCUUGAAAGUGAGAGAGAUCGCUUGCCUUUCUCUGUAGAUAUGCAGAGUCUGCGCCAGAGUGUUGAUCGCUUCAUCGAGAGGAUGACGGUGAUGGAGGCCGAGUACAAUAUGGAGCUGUUGAAUAUGCCUGAAGAAGAAGGCCAACCUCUUUCCUCGAGAAUUGAUUUUCGUGGCAUCAACUCAAACAUGGUUGGAUUGUCCGAGCUAUUUGAAAAAGUGAGGGAUUUUCUUCUUCUAGGAGGAGAAGGUGAAGAUGAAGAUGCUAAAGAGAAUUGUUUAUUAGUAACUGGGAUGGCAGGGGUUGGAAAGACUACUCUUGUUAAGAAAGUAUUUGACGAUCCAUCGAUUCUGACACAUUUCGAUCUUCGAACAUGGGUCAAAGUGGGCAGAAAAUGUGAAUCCAAUGAGACAUUGAGAUGCAUUCUAGCUCAACUGGAUCGCAGCAACCGCGACCAAAUGCUUAUCCAAAGAGACGAUGAUGAUAUCGAGAAAUUAGUUGGACUCUUAGAAGAUAGAUUGAAGGAUAAGAAAUGUCUCAUUGUGUUGGAUGAUGUAUGGAAAUGGGACACACGACUCAUGAGUACUUUGCAAGUAAAGAAUGUUCAAAUUUUGCUUACAAGCAGGCUGGGAAUUGAAGAUUCUCCAAAUUAUUGUGCUGUAAGUUUGUUGGAUAAAGUAGAAAGUAAGAGGUUACUUGGUGAGAAGGUGUUCGGUGAAAAAGGUUUCCCACCUUACCUUGAGGAAUUGGGAGAUAAGAUUGCACAAAAAUGUGAAGAUCUUCCACUUAUGAUAGUUACAGUUGCAGAGCUGCUAACAAAAGACAACAAGUGUAUAGCUGAAGAGCUCCUAAACAAGGAAGAGCUUAACAAGAGUAUCCAAGAAUAUUGGACUGAGGUAGCCGAAAAACAAUAUAGUUCAGUCUUCGUGGAAGCAUACAAUCACAUUUCAGAGGCAAAUGGGAGAAAAAUAAUGUGUCAGAUGUGGCAUUAUCCCAUCAUUUCAAGUGUAUUAUCAUGUUGUUUCCUGAAUUCAAGGUUAGUGAUUUGUUGGAUUUUGUUGAGAAUUAUGUAACCUUAAUGUUGAACUAUUCAGUUAAAUUUCUGUUAAAACAAUGCUUGCUUUUUUCCCAUAUUUAAUAAUCUCUCUGCUUUAUGUAUAUUGAAUAAGUUGAUGCUUUUUUUGUUAUAUUUGAUGAAAAUUUUGAAAUUGUAUCUUGUUUAUCUAUUAAUUUGUGUAAUAGUUAAUACGGGAACUUGUAAUAGUAAGUAGGACCGUAAUUUUUGUUAUCGCAUUUUUGUCGUUGUUGGAACUCCGUGUUUGUGGCUGCAUUUCUGGUGCGAUGAAGGUUUACGGUGAAGGAUAUUGUAUCAUGGAACUCUGUUCUUGCUGCGAAUGCUAGAAACGGGGCGCUUGAUUAGGCGUUCACUGUUUUUAGUCGAAUGCCUAAUCCUGUGCAGCGAGCUUAUAGAUGGAAUCGUUAUAUCUCUACUUUCAAGGGUGCUAACUGCCAAACCCGAACUCGUCUUCUUGGAACACGAUCAUAACAGGCAUUGCUGGACUGUCUUCCCUCGAGCAACUUGCCGAUGAAGCAUAUGAAGCAGCUGAUCAUGACGUUCCAGGAGAGUACGU
This is a messenger RNA of Salvia hispanica, 1977 nucleotides long. NCBI's taxonomy places the organism in Eukaryota, Viridiplantae, Streptophyta, Magnoliopsida, Lamiales, Lamiaceae. The record is from RefSeq and is a predicted model, not a curated record.